Closterium sp. Yama58-4 is the source of this 801-nucleotide messenger RNA. NCBI's taxonomy places the organism in Eukaryota, Viridiplantae, Streptophyta, Zygnematophyceae, Desmidiales, Closteriaceae. The record is from the annotation of a GenBank genome assembly.
AUGCUCCUAUUUCUACAUGCUAUGGCCGACAGCAACCCGCCAGCUGACGUGGCUCCCGGAGGUGGAAGCGGCGCGGAGGAGACGCGCAGCAAGAAAUGGCUGCCGCUGGAAUCGAAUCCAGAAGUCAUGAAUGACUUUGUGCGCAAGGUCGGCUUUCCUUCUACAGCCGGUUUCCACGAUGUCUUCGGUCUGGACUCGGAUCUCCUCGCCAUGGUGCCUCAACCGGUCCUCGCGCUGCUCUUCCUCUUCUUGCUCCCUCCCGAGGAGCGGGCCAAAGAGCCAGAGCAGCACGACCAGGGCGGUACUCCCUACCAGGCGACUCCCUCACCUGAAGCGGCAGCACAGCCAUUUUUUGUGCGGCAGACCAUAGACAACGCAUGCGGCACGAUCGCGCUGCUCCAUGCUAUCGGCAACAACCAACACAGGCUCACCCUCGAGCAGGGUUCAUUCCUUCAGCAGUUCUUUGAAAAGACCAAAGACAUGACACCGGAAGAUCGAGCAGCCUAUUUGGAGGCAGACACGCUGCUGGAGAAGGCACACACAGAUGCAGCAGAGGCGGGCGACACUCGGCCGCCGAGCAUUUAUGAGUGUGUGGAUUUGCAUUUCGUCGCCUUCGUCACCUCUGGAGGUCGCCUGUAUGAGCUAGACGGUCGCAAGCCAAAGCCGAUCGACCACGGUCCUUCGUCGCCUGAUAGCCUGCUGCAGGAUGCGGCGCGGGUGAUGCAGAAGGUGAUUGCAGCUAGCCCCAACUCGUUGCAAUUCAAUGUCAUUGCCAUGAGCCUUGUGCCGCCCGACUCUUGA